Molecule: messenger RNA, 5334 nt
Organism: Astyanax mexicanus (Mexican tetra)
Lineage: Eukaryota; Metazoa; Chordata; Actinopteri; Characiformes; Acestrorhamphidae
Gene: ccdc141
Product: coiled-coil domain containing 141
Exons: 26
Coding region: 197-4918 (1573 amino acids)
Biological process (GO): axon guidance
Cellular component (GO): plasma membrane; cytoplasm
Molecular function (GO): guanyl-nucleotide exchange factor activity
Source: RefSeq, a predicted model, not a curated record
UGUGGGACGGGGACAGUAUGUGUGUGUGUAGCAGCUGGUGAGGACAUGUGGACACCACUGUGGCUUUAACACAGCUACACCCCCCUGUGUGUUUGGGUUUGGAUGCCUAUGAGACAGUAGAGACACAGAGAGAGGGACAGUUGUGGAUUACUGCAGCACCUCCAGCCCCGCCGGACCGUCCUGGACCCGGAGGACCAUGUCCAGUGAAGGUGACCCGGGACGUGACCCGUCCACCACGGCUCUGAGUACAGUUGCAGUGCAGGCGGGGGACACACAGAUCAUUAUUUCUGUUCUAAAGAGUGGAGAUCUGAUCCAGCUGCAGCUCACUGAGGCUCAUCCAGAUCUGCUGGAGAUCGGAAACAACCAGGAGGAAAGCAGGAAGCUUCUGCAGGAGCACGAUCAGCUGAUGACUGGACUUAAGAGGAAUGAAGGAAGAGUGCAGGAGCUGCUGAAACAGGCGGAUGAGACGAUGGAGGAGAAGCAGGGGGACGAGAGAGUAUACGAGGCCAUGGCUCUCUCUCUCAGCGAGGCCUGGACCACACUGACCAAUCACCUGCAGAAACGCCGGACACUCCUCCUGCUCACCUGCCAGUUCUACGACCACGCCCUGGAGUUCGCUAUAAAGAUAGAUGAAUCUGAGGAGCUGCAGAGUUCAGGACAGGAUCUGAUCAGGACGGAGGCUGAGCUCUCGGCUGAGCUGAUGCAGAAAUACAGCAACAUGAAGAGAGGUCUGCUGGAGAAGUCGAUGCUGGUUCUGAAUAAGAGCUAUGAGCUGCUGGAUUACCUGAGGGGGUUUCAGGCUGAUUCGGCGCUGCAGUACGGAGGGGGUGCGCUGGCUGCUCGUAACAGCAAGAGGAAAGUGGACGGUCUGCUGGAGCUCCUGCAGGACCGGCGCCGGCAGGUGGACCAGCGCAUGACCCGGCAGAUCCAGGACCUGGAGCUCAGCCGCAAGAUCUGCCAAUGGGAGAAGCAGGAGCAGGAAGUGAUGCGCUGGCUGAGGGAAGAUGCUGAGCAGUAUCUGGAUCAGAAGCUGCUGGGUUCCUCUCUGUCUGAGAGCGAGGAGAUUCUGCAGGAAUAUAAGGAGUUUGAGCUGAAAGCUCGGGACUGGGGUCUGCUGGUGGAACGGUUGGUUCAGCAGGUGGUUGAUAUGGUCUCCUCGGGUUCGGGCAGCGCCGCCCUGCUGGAGGUUCUGUCGGAGAAGAGCAGGAGUCUCUCCGCUGCACACGAGCGCUUCUGGAACCUGCUGAUGGACCGGAGGGGGAACCUGCAGGAGACCAACAGCUUCUUCAGCAGCGCAAAUAAAGCAUUUGAGGAGCUGGCCGUGGUGGAGAGCGGUAUAAAGGGUCUGAAGACUCAGACGGUGAAUCUGCCGGAUCUCGCCAAGCAGCACGAGGAGCUUCACCGCCGAAUCAGAGACGCCGCCGCAGAUCCUCUGCUCAGAGCUCAGAUUAUACUGCAGAAACUCAGCACACAGAGUGCCCAGGUUGGAGGUGUGCAGAGGAUGCUGGGAUAUCUGCGAGAGCGGGUGGACGGGCUGAGCCGGCAGUGCCAGGCCUACAGGGAGCUGGCAGGGAAGCGGCAGCAGCUGCUGGCAUCAUUCGACGACCUGGAGGAUAAGAUUACUGGCUGGAUUAAGAGCAGUAAUGGUGUUCUGUCCAGCAGCACACAGCCAGGCUCCGCCCUCUCUGAGGCCCAGGAUGCACUCAACAAACACCUGGAGCUCUCCACACACACACAGGGUGCAGUGAAGGAGCUGGAGGUGGCUGGAGGAAUAGUAGAAGAGGUGAGGAAGCUGGAGAGCAGUAAUGUGGUGGAGCUUUCUAACAGAGUGUCUUUACUGAGAGAUCAGCUGCAGAACCUCCAGAGGAACGUCACCGUGAGAGUGGAGACCCUCAGACCCUACGUCCGAUUCUUACUCUCUGCUGAUGAGGUAGAGGAGCAGGUGAAGCUGCUGGACUGCUACAGGAACAGGCCGGAGACGGAGGAAGAGAAUGAGGAAGUUGGUGCUGCUGUGAAGGAAGUGAUGGAUGAAAGAUGGCAGACGUUUCUACAGAAGUUCCUCUCCAUGCAGGACCAGGGGAACAACUUCAUCAACUCUGCUAACAUGGUGAGCGAGAGUCUGAGUCUGAAUGUGAAAGCAGCGACGAGUGUAGUGGAGAAAACCAUGGAGAAUCUGAACAGGAAGAAAUCUGAACUGACGGAUCUGUGGACAUCAUGGCAGCUCCAGUACAGUCAGAUGAAAUCCGUAAAGAAACAGUGGAAGAAAUUUAAGGACCAAAUAAAAAAGGUUGUAAAUGAGCUGAAAGCUCUGGAGGGAAGUUUAACUCCAGUCUGUAAAGCUGAUGUGGGGAGAGAUCUUCAGAUGGUGAUGAAGCUGCAGGAGAACUUCAGCUCCACCAAACCUCAGUUUCUGCCUCUGAAUGCGGAGGUGGAGUUCCUGGUGAAGACGGCGGAGCUGCUGGUGCUGAAGGGAAUACCGAUGAAGGAGAAGAGCGAGCGGGUCGGCGAGCUCCUCCUGGUGCACCAGCGCGUCCGGGAUAAGAUCCGAGAACAUGAAACGGUUCUCAGCAUGGCCGUCAAAUUCCAUCAGCUUUAUCAGGAGCUGGAUACUCUGCUGAGAACAGAACCGGUAAAGGGGUUCAGUGACCCGGCUCAGGCCCGGCUCCAGCUCAGCCAGCACCAGGAGAGACAGAACCACGUCAACCACCUGUACAAACUGGCCCUCUCACUGGGAGCGGAUCUCACCACCACCGUGCGGCAAUCGCAGGUGCUGGUGUUCUCGGUUCAGGAUAAACUGGAGCGUCUGAAGCAGGGCAGUGUGAACUGGGCCGCUCAGGCCAGCCGGUGUGAGGAGAACCUGCUGAGUAACGUUCACUACUGCAGCUUUAAAGAGGAGAUCAGUGAGCUGAAAGAAUCCUUUAAAGACCUGAAGAAAAAGUUCAACAACUUGAAAUUCAACUACAUGAAGAAAAACGAGAAGCUGAGGAACCUGAAAGCAGUGAAAAAUCAGAUGCAGCAGAUCGAGAUAUACGCCGAGAAACUACAGGUGUUGAAGAAGAAGCUGCAGGCCUUCACUCUGAAGUUAUCCAGCAGUGGUGAGAAGCAUUUGAUGGACAGCAGCCCCCGCGAGCUGGAGGACGGCAUGAAUGAGCUGCAGAGACAGCUGGGGGACUUUGAGAGGACGGUGGAGGAGUACCGGCAGAACCUGGAGCUCAGCAUGAAGCUGCAGCAAGCCAUGGAGGAGUAUCAGUUCUGGUGUGACGAGGCGAGCUCCACCAUCGUGAGAGUGGGGAAAUACUCGUCUCAGUGUAAAACUAAAGAAGCCAUCAGCACUCUCUAUAAACAGUUUGAGAAGUUCGUCUGGCCCACGAUCCCCCAGCAGGAGGAGAGGAUCAGCCAGAUUACAGAGCUGGCAGUGCGUCUGCACGGAGCUGAGGAGGGAAAGAAGUACACCGAGAAAACCGUCCACAAACACUCUGAAAUAGUAGAGUCUAUAAAGGAACUCUCCAGCGGACUCUUAGACCUCGAAGCUAAACUACAGGCGGAGUCUUUAAAGAAGCCACAAUCUGCUGAUGAAAACAAGCCAUACGACACAAUAGAAACGCCCGAGGCGAAAGAGACGGGACACACUCCAGAAAUGCGAGGAUCUGACGGCACCAAGGAGGAACCGCCCACCACCAAACCCGACAGCCGGAAGCCUCAGCCCGGUAAAUCCCUCAGCCAGAAUACACCGGACCAGACCCGGGUUCUGUCUGAGACCCACAGCUACACUCAGGAGGCGUACUCUAAAACCAUCACCAGCAGCUCCACGGUGGAGAGGAAGGAGCACACACACACCUGCUUCUCACACACACACACCUUCAGCAUCUCCAACUCACCUGUAGAGCGGGACAGGAAGAUCUACGCCCUGCAGAAGACCAAGAGCUCGUCUCAGGACACGCCCCCUCCCGUCCCAUUGGUUCACGGAGCUCCACACAACAAGAAUGAAGCUUCUUAUCCAGCUGAAGAAGAACUCAGCUUCUCCCAGAACGUUUUGGACCCCGGCGUCCCCCUGGACGUGGACGUCCAUCCCGACCACCUGACCGAGGAGUCCUUCUCCAACGACGAGUACGAGUGCACUUCCCCGGACGACAUGUCCCUGCCCCCUCUGUCCGAGACCCCUGAGUCCACUGUGGACCUGGACGGCUACUGCCUGAGCUCCCACAGCACCCACCCCAACCAGUGCGGCCACCAGGGGGCGCCCAGCCAGGCGGAGUGUUACCCGUCCCCCACGACGGGGCCGACCUGCCGCUUCAGGGCCGAGUCCUCGUCCUUCGUCCACAGUCCGCUGACCGUCCCCACGCCCACCAUCGUGUCCAGCACCAUCUCCAGCAUCCUGAGGAGCGGGAAGCCUCAGCCCGGGACCCCGAGCGAGCGGCAACACGCCGCCGUCUACUCCGUGCACGAGAGCCGAACCGAGACGCAGGAGUGUGUGCAUGACCCCGCCCCGGCUCGACCCGGCCAUGCUCGGGCCAGUAACAUGCAUGCCCCCCCCAAACCCCCCCUAACCUCAGAGCCGGAGAUCAGGCGAGUGGGCGGAGCCAGGGCCUCGGCGAAUCCGGCGCCGCCGCCACACGCCCCGAUCUUCUCCAAACACUUGUCUAAGGCCACUGUAACGGAGGGCUCUCCGGUGACCCUGGAGGUGGAAGUCACUGGAUAUCCUGAACCGGCUGUAACCUGGUUGAAGAACGGACGGACAGUGACCGGUGAUGAGCGCGUGUCACUGUCCUGUAAAGAAGGGAAGCAUGUGUUGUUCAUUCAGAGUUCUGCCGAGAGGGACUCGGGUCGGUACACAGUCUCCGCCUCUAACCAGGCCGGCUCCGCCUCCUCCAGCUCCGCCCUCCACGUCGGAGAGAAAGGUGUGAGAAGAAGCCUAUGAGUGAGAAACGUGAAAACAACAGCAGCAACAACAAUUAAACCUCUUCUUCCACAGACAUACUGUUGUAACGUGUGCAGAGUGUGGUUUAGCAUUGUCUAGUUGAAGAAAAAUGAAUGGACGUCCCUGGAAAAGUCAGAAUCUGUAUGUUCCUCUAAGACUUUAGCUCAUACUUCUCUGAUCAGAAGUAAAAAAAAUAAAAAUAAGAAACACUGUUUUUUUUUUUUUUUUUUACAGUUUUUACAUUUUACAUUUUACUAAUUUGGGAUUGUCAGAAUCGUAAGCAGGACUGCAGGUAGAGUUCUGUGCAAAACUGAGUUCUCAAUUAAAAAAAAAUAUGGUUUUCUAUUGUUUGCCACUGAUAUAAAUAUAUAAACAUGAAUCUGAUAAUAUGACUGUAAUAAAGUGGAUUAUUUAUA